This is a messenger RNA of Durio zibethinus, 824 nucleotides long. Lineage: Eukaryota; Viridiplantae; Streptophyta; Magnoliopsida; Malvales; Malvaceae. The record is from RefSeq and is a predicted model, not a curated record.
AUGUUUAUAUGACCUUGGGGUGAUAUUAGUUCUGGUUUCAUGUCAAGAUUCGUGAUAAUUUUCAAGGACUCGAGUCCUUGAAAUCUUUACUCGUGAAUUAGUUAGUAACCUGUUGAUGUCCCAAGUUUAGGAAAAGGUAUAUUGUUUGCAACCAAUCUUUUGGUCAUAUUUUGAGCAGAUUUAUUGGUUAAAAAAUGCGAAAGCGGUCUCAAAGUUCAUCAAUUUCACCUAACACAUCGGCCAACGAAUCAAGUGAUACCUUGCAAACCAAUGAGGAAGCCAAAUUUAAUAACAUUAUUCAGAUAAAAAGGGCAAGGAGGUCAGGAUUUGUAUGGCUGACAUUGUUUGCGGUGAUUAUAUACUCUUCUUGGACUGUUCACCACUACCAGUUUGAGAGUUUGCCUGUGCCCCUUACUGCUGACCAAGCUGGCAAAAGGGGUUUCUCAGAGGUGGAGGCAAUGAAGCAUGUUAAAGCUCUGACUGAAUUGGGCCCUCAUCCUGUUGGUUCUGAUGCUCUCGAUCUUGCUCUGGCAGAGAUAACUGAAUAUGCUUUCAACACAGUAUGUUUUGCAGCAUCAGGAAAAAUUAAAAAAACAGCUCACUGGGAGGUUGAUGUUGAAGUGGACUUUUUCCAUGUUAAUUCUGGUGCAAGUCGUCUGGUCAGCGGCAUGUUUGUGGGGAGAACACUUGUCUAUUCUGAUCUGAAUCACAUCAUAUUAAGAAUCUUGCCAAAAUAUGUACCUGAAGCAGGAGAAAGUGCUAUUUUGAUUUCUUCCCACAUUGAUACUGUUUUCUCAACGUAUGAUUUCUUCCUUCUCUGUUAA